Messenger RNA from Labeo rohita (rohu), 6485 nucleotides. It is a transcript of the gene man2a1, whose product is annotated as mannosidase, alpha, class 2A, member 1. Gene Ontology annotation, molecular function: carbohydrate binding; alpha-mannosidase activity. Gene Ontology annotation, biological process: protein deglycosylation; mannose metabolic process; N-glycan processing. The record is from RefSeq and is a predicted model, not a curated record. Bases 328 to 3786 code for a protein of 1152 amino acids. Lineage: Eukaryota; Metazoa; Chordata; Actinopteri; Cypriniformes; Cyprinidae. Gene Ontology annotation, cellular component: Golgi membrane. The transcript is spliced from 22 exons.
UCUGUAGCUCAGUAAGCGCAGGAAGGGGGCAGGGUUGGCGCUUUUCCUUUGCCUGUUUGACCAUCACAAUUUGCUGAAUCACACAAACUCUUCCGCAUCGUCAAAACUUUGAAGACAGAUCGCAGUGGAUUUGAGUCCGUGGAUACACAAGGCGACAUUUCCCCGCCGACGGACAGAGAAGGUGUCCCCUUCCGCGUAACUCUUCAUGGCGAAAAGACCUUUCUUUUUCACUUCUGCCUUUUUCUGUCACCUACGGGACCAUCGCUCGUAAGCCACAAGCCUUUAAAAGUUUGCCUUUCAUGUGAAUGCACAGGACUCAUCUGAGAAAUGAAGCUCAGCAGACAGUUCACAGUUUUUGGCAGUGCCAUAUUCUGUGUUGUGGUAUUUUCCUUGUACCUGAUGUUGGAUCACAUUGAUCAUAGCAAAAACCCAAAUGGAGAGAGAAUUCAAAACGGCCAGCUUGGUGUUCUGCAGGACAAAAUAGACCACUUAGAAAGACUACUUGCAGAGAACAAUGAGAUCAUUGCCAACAUCAGGGACUCAGUAAUUAACCUAAAGGAAACUGUGAAAGAUGGGAGAAUGUUUCCUGAGGGGAACAUGAGUCAGGGGAACCUGGACUUGCUGCCCCCUGCUCCUGCACUGCUCCCCAUACACUCAGAGGACUGCCAGUUUGCAGCACGGACGUAUUCCAAGGCAGCGGAUGGAGUACAGAUGCUGGAUGUUUAUGAUUUACUCAGCUUUGAUAACCCUGAUGGUGGAGUAUGGAAACAAGGCUUUGAUAUCUCUUAUCAGGAAAAUGAAUGGGACAAUGAGCCACUCCAAGUCUUUGUUGUGCCCCAUUCACAUAAUGACCCCGGCUGGCUGAAGACGUUUGAUGACUACUAUAAAGACCAGACGCAACACAUUCUCAACAACAUGGUGGUAAAAUUGCACGAAGACAGUCGACGGAAAAUGAUCUGGUCUGAGAUCUCGUAUUUUUCUAAAUGGUGGGACAGCAUCGACGAGCAGAAACGAGAUGCUGUUAGAAGGCUGAUAAAGAGCGGUCAGCUCGAGGUGGCCACUGGAGGCUGGGUGAUGCCUGACGAAGCCAACGCUCACUACUUUGCAUUGAUAGAUCAGUUAGUGGAAGGUCACCAGUGGUUGGAGAGAAAUUUGGGAGUGAAACCCAAGACUGGCUGGGCUGUGGAUCCGUUCGGUCACUCUCCUACUCAGGCUUACCUCCUCAGACAGGCUGGUCUAUCUAACAUGCUGAUCCAGAGAGUACACUACUCAGUGAAGAAACAGUUUUCCUCUCAGAAGACCCUGGAGUUCUUCUGGAGACAGAACUGGGAUCAGGACUCGAGUUCAGACAUUUUGUGUCACAUGAUGCCAUUCUACAGCUACGAUGUUCCCCAUACAUGUGGUCCUGACCCAAAAAUCUGCUGCCAGUUUGACUUUAAAAGGCUGCCAGGAGGAAGAAUCAGCUGUCCAUGGAGAAUUCCUCCUCAGGCUAUCACAGAUAAUAACAUACAGGAGAGAGCUCAGACACUGCUGGACCAGUACAGAAAGAAAUCCAAACUGUUUCGGACUAAUGUGCUGCUGGCUCCACUUGGAGAUGAUUUUCGUUACACCGAAGCUCUCGAAUGGGACCAGCAGUUUGAAAACUACCAGAAACUCUUUGACUACAUGAAUUCUCACCCUGAGCUUCAUGUCCAGGCCCAAUUUGGAACUAUUUCAGAUUAUUUCGAGGCCUUGCGUAAAAGCACUGGCAUGGAUCCGGUUGACAUGAAUCCCGGCCAGUUGGCUUUGCCUGUGCUAAGCGGAGACUUUUUCACUUACGCGGAUCGAGACGAUCACUACUGGAGCGGAUACUUCACUUCACGGCCGUUCUAUAAACGCCUGGACAGAGUGCUGGAAUCACACCUCCGGGCAGCUGAAGUCCUCUACUCUCUGACCUUGGCCAACAUGCAGAAAUACGGCCAGCCCAAAGAUUACCCUGAAGUGGAUAAUUACAAGUUACUGACAGAAGCCAGGCGCAAUCUGGGACUCUUCCAGCAUCAUGAUGCCAUCGCAGGCACGGGCAAAGACUGGGUGGUUGUGGACUAUGGAACCAGGUUGUUUCACUCUAUUCUGAAUGUGAGGCGAGUAAUUGUGAGCUCUGCUCACUGGUUGGUGCUCAAGGACAAACAAACAUACUACCAUAAUCCUUCAAGUCCCUUUCUUCACAUGGAUGAUGUUCAGCCAUCCCAAGACGCCUUACCUCGCAAAAUAAUUCUUGACGUUCGUGAAAAACCUAAGUUGUUGGUGGUUUACAACCCCAUAGAGCAAGCCAGGACGUCCAUGGUUACAGUAUAUGUGAGUACUCCUAAAGUGCACGUGCUCAAUGCUCAUGGUCAGGUGGUCCGUGCUCAAGUCAGUGCAGUGUGGAACGAUGCCAGUCAUGCUGCUAACGAUGUCUUCCAGUUGUCGUUUGUGGCUCAAGCUGCUCCACUGGGUCUGAGCAUGUACCAGCUGAUAGAAGGAAUGGAGCCAAGGACAGAAGCUGCUAAGUACAUGUUUCUUCAGGAUGGCAAGCAGAUUCCAGGCAGUAAACUGGAGCAUUUCCGACAGUUCUACCAACAAGAUGCGGAUCCUGUGCACAUUGAAAAUCCUCACCUGAAACUCUCCAUCUCUACAGCUACUGGUCUUUUAGAGAAAAUGAGGCUGAAGGAGGAUGACUCGGAGCACCUGGUCAGGGUGCAGUUUUUUUGGUACGGCACCACCAGCAAUAAAGACAAGAGCGGCGCCUACCUGUUCCUGCCCGACAAAGAAGCAACAAUUUACUCUUCCUAUCAACCGCCGGUGGUUCGAGUCACUAAAGGGCCGCUGUUUUCUGAAGUCACCACUACCUUCCAGCACAUCACACACACUCUCCGACUCUACAACAUCCAGGGUGUGGAGGGUCAGUCUGUUGAGAUCUGUAACACUGUAGAUAUAAGAGGUGAAAUCAACCGUGAAAUUGCAAUGAGGAUAAGCUCAGAUCUGAACAGCAAGGAUCGAUUCUUUACUGACCUCAAUGGCUACCAGGUGCAGCCGAGAAAAACCAUGGCUAAGCUCCCCCUGCAGGCAAACUUCUACCCCAUGACCAGCAUGGUCUACCUGCAGGACGCCAGCGCCAGACUCUCUCUGCUCACCGCGCAGUCACUCGGAGCAGCCAGCCUUAAGAGCGGUCAGCUGGAGGUGAUUUUGGACCGCAGGCUCAAUCAGGAUGAUAAUCGAGGUUUAGGUCAGGGAGUGCUGGACAAUAAGAUCACUGCCAACUCCUUCCGCCUACUGCUGGAGAAGAGAAGCUCUGCGGAGGAGGCCCACAGUGAGAACACUGCACCAUACAGCUAUCCGUCUAUGUUGAGUCACAUGACGUACAUGUACCUCAACCAUCCCUUCAUCUCAAUGGGAGUCAGUCAGCACUCGGAUGCUGCAUCCUUGAUUCCCUACAGCCCUCUGAGCGCCUCCUUCCCUUGCGACAUUCAUCUGAUCAACCUGCGUGCUAUCCAGUCAAAGGAGGAAGGGGGAGGUCCAUCCGAGCAAGCUGCUUUGAUACUGCACAGAAAAGGCUUUGACUGUGGCUUCUCCAAUCGGAACACUGGCCUACUGUGUACCACCACACGUGGCAAGAUACAUUUAGAGAAGCUCCUGACAGAUCUGAAGGUGAAAAGCAUCACUCCCGUAUCGCUGUCUCUGAUGCACACACACAAUAGUGAAGCCGACCCGCAGGAGAUCAGUCUUAAACCCAUGGAAAUCAGGACUUACCGCCUGCAGCUGAGCUGAGCUGCGUCCUCUGUGUUUUUACACUCGAGAGCCGUGAGGUUGUUGCCUUCAGCCAAGGACUCGGUUAAUGAUUGUCAACAGGAACCUUAAGCGUCACAGCAAAGCGCAAUAUGAAAUCACCAAGAUUUCCAACCAGCUCUCUCAGGUUACUUAACAUAACGUGACGCUUCUGAUGUGUGAUUCACUGUGCUGAGAGUUGACGUUUUGCACUGGGAGCAUACAAGUUGCUGUAUGCUUUUUAAGUGUUGCUACCGUGGGGAUAGUGCAAGAAAUGCUUUUCAUACUUCUGUUCCUUCAUAAAGAGAAAAGCUCCUGUUUGAACAGCGCCUGUGCCCUGUUCAUUUUAUCCUCACAAUUCCCAGAAGAAAGUUAAUAUAUAGAUUGUAAAAUUGAUUGGAGUCUUGCCUCAAGUUUUAUUUUAUUAUUUUAUCACAAUCCCAAAGUUUUUAUUCAAAACUGUGCCUUAGUCUCACAGGGUGGUGUUUGUCUUAAUGAAUGUGAUAAAAUGAGCAAUUUUAGACCAUUUUUAAUUCAUAGCUACAUAUCUUCACAAUCAUGUUUGGUAUUUUCGAAUGCAGAUCAACUAAAUUAGCAUUGUGUUUUCUUUAAAUGUCUGUUGCAAACGACUGCAGUUUAUGUGUUUAUUACACAAUCAUUGAAAUUGGUCUUUUAAUGCUUGAAAUUUAGAUGAUGAAGCCUCAGAUUCUGUGACGUGUCUUUAUAGUUUGUCUAUUUUAUGCAGUCUGAAAGAUUGUAAAUAGCUUCAGUAGCAAAAUAUAUUCACCAAAGGUGGGUGGGUGUCUUGCAACAAUGUACUUAGGAAUGUGUAUUGAAAUCUGUAUUCCAUUGUUCCCAGAGAUAAUAAUUGUUAAAGAAGAAAUUAAAUGUUUUAUUUAAUAUAUUAGGCUACACGACCAGUCAAACGUUUUUUAAUGUUUUUUUUUUUUAAAGAAGUCUCUUCUGUUCACCAAGCCUCCAUUUAUUUGAUCCAAAGUACAGCAAAAACAGUAACAUUUUGAAUUUUUUUUACUAUUUAAAAGAACUAUAUUCCAUUUUAAUAUAUUUUCAAAUGUAAUUUAUUUCUGUGAUUUCAAAGCUGAAUUUUUAGCAUCAUUACUCCAGUCACAUGAUCCUUCAGAAAUCAUUCUAAUAUUCUGAUUUGCUACUCAGAAACAUGUAUUAUAAUUAUUAUUAUUAGAUUUUUUUCAGGUUUCUUUAGUGAAUAGAAAGUUCAGAAGAACAGCAUUUAUCUGAAAUAGAAAUCUUUUGUAACAUUAUAAAUGUCUUUAUCAUCACUUUUAAUCAAUUUACAGCAUCCUUGCUAAAUAAGUAUUAAUUUCUAUACUUUCUUUCUCAAAAAAAAAAAAAAAUAUAUAUAUAUAUAUAUAUAUAUAUAUAUAUAUAUAUAUAUAUAUACAUACUGACUCCAAGCUUUUAAAUGGUAUAGUGUAUAAUUACAUUAUUAUUUCUGAUAAAUGCUGAUCUUUGGAUCUUUCUAUUCAUCAAAGGAUCCUGAAAAAAAACUGUACUCAACUGUUUUAAAUAUUGAAAUACUUAAAUCAGCAUAUUAAAGUGAUUUCUGAAGGAUCUGAAGGAUCAUGUGACACUGAAGACUGGAGUAAUGAUGCUGAAAAUUUAGCUUUAAUCACAGGAAUAAAUUAAAUUUUAAAAUAUAUUUAAAUAGAAAACAGAUAUUUUAAAUAGUAAAAAUAUUUCAGAAUUUUACUGUUUUUGCUGUACUUUGGAUCAAACAAAUGCAGGCUCGGUGAGCGGAAGACACUAAAAAAGUCUCACUGUUCAAAAACGUUUGACUGGUAGUGUAUAUGAAUAAAAACAUGCAUAUAUUUUUGGAAUCAUAAAAUGGUGUCGGAUAUUAUUAUGGAUUAUAAACUUCAUGUGAUUGUGUUGAGGUUUAUGAAUGGAAAUGAUUUUAGAAGCUAGACACAAUCAAACUAUGCAAAUGUACAUUUUUGUCUUAUGCAACGAUGAUCUAUUUUUUUAAAACGACAGGUAACACGGGACCUAUCAAACAAUUUCUGGCAGUCAUUCUCCCAAUUUUACCUGGAAAAGUUCUUGAGACUUUUUCUGAUAAGUAGAAGAUGUGCAACACAUGAUUACAUAUGUGAUAUGAAUGUUCUCCUCAUUUACCUUCAUUCUGUGAUGUUUAUUCUUGAAGGGAUGCCAUUUCUUGUCUUAUAUUCUGGGUGUCUUUUUUUUUUUUAGGUGUUUUCGUCCUUUAAAUCAGCUUUCAGGCUGUCGAUUAGAGUUGGUCGCUUGUCUUGAGCGUGAUGAAGGAUGAUCAUUUAUUGACUUGCUACUGUGAUAUUUUCGAAUGUUAAUUGAGCUGAUUCAGCAUGUUUUUCUUUUCCCUUUUAUGAAAAUAUCUACUGACAUGUCGUUCUGGAGGUCAGUCAGAAGUGCUGUGAUCACUGUAUUCCAACUAGCUGCUUAAUUCACACUUUUAUGACCAAAUUGGUCUGUGACUGUAGUGAAUCAGGAUUAUGAAAGCAAGCCUAUGCUUUCCGACCCUGUGAGAACAUUCCUCUUUUUUUUUUUUUUUAAAUCUUAAAAAAUGUGGUGACUAUCUAAAGAGUGCAUCUUUUUACCAGUGUUGCCAAUUACAAUUUUAGCCAACACAAAUGUCUGUCUGUGCCCUUUGAAAGGAAUGUUACAAAAAAUAAAAAUGUUUGGACUUUUAA